Drosophila novamexicana is the source of this 4402-nucleotide messenger RNA. It is a transcript of the gene Fas2, whose product is annotated as fasciclin-2. The transcript has 10 exons. Gene Ontology annotation, cellular component: axon; plasma membrane. Bases 140 to 2815 code for a protein of 891 amino acids. Gene Ontology annotation, biological process: cell-cell adhesion; nervous system development; axon guidance. The record is from RefSeq and is a predicted model, not a curated record. Gene Ontology annotation, molecular function: protein binding. Lineage: Eukaryota; Metazoa; Arthropoda; Insecta; Diptera; Drosophilidae.
CGAAAACUGAUUUAAACAAAACGAAAAAAAAAAAGAAAAUACAAUUGAAUUCUUGUAAGAAAAGUGAACGACAAGAAAAGUCAACAACAACAACAACAACAACAACAGCAGAGCCAAAACAAACAACCAGAAGAGGAAAAUGGGCCAACUGCAAAGGCAGCGAGUGGCUCAACUCGCCACACUCUAUGUGGUGCUCUGCAGCUGCUUGACUAUAGAGUUAAGCAGCGCUCAGCAGCAGCCCAAGCUGGAAAUCUAUCCUAAACAGGAGGUGCAAAGGAAGCCCGUGGGCAAGCCCCUCAUAUUGACCUGUCGCCCAACUGUGCCAGAUCAGACACUGGUCACCGAUCUGCAAUGGAAGGACAAUAUGAAUAAUACCAUUUUGCCCAAGCCGAGCAAUUAUGAUCCACUAUAUGAUUCCAAGGGAAAUAAAAAGAAUGUAACGGGACGCAACCAUCCACCGAUGUACACGGAGACGCUGCCCGGCGAAAGUUUGGGCCUGAUGAUUAGCUCGCUCUCCAGCGAAAUGGGCGGCCAAUAUUAUUGUACGGCUUCAUAUGCAAAUACCGAAAUACUCCAGACAAGCGUUACAAUUAAAACUUAUGUGGCUAUUACCUGGACAAAUGCGCCAGAGAAUCAAUUUCCUAUACUGGGCGAUGAUUACGUGGUCAAGUGCGAGGUGAAAGCCGAUCCCAAUCCAACCAUUGACUGGCUGCGCAAUGGCGAUCCGAUACGCACAGAUUCGAAGCACGUGGUGCAGACACAUGGCCUGCUCAUACGCGACGUGGCCGAAACAGAUGACGGCAUCUACACCUGUCGUGCGGCAGUCAUUGAGACGGGCGAACUGCUGGAGCGCACCAUUCGAGUGGAAGUCUAUAUCGGUCCGGUAAUAACACAUCUGCCCGCCACACUGGAGGCUGUUGAGGGCAAACCGUUUGCCGCCAAUUGCACGGCAACUGGUAAACCGGUGCCGGAGAUAAGCUGGAUCAAGGACUCUGUGCAGCUGAAUGUGGCCAAUGCGGACCGCUUCAAGGUUGAUGCCCAAACGGGUCUGUUGACCAUUAGCUCGGUUACCCAGGAGGAUUACGAUACCUAUACGUGCAUUGCCAAGAACGCGGCCGGCGUUGUGGAUCAGAAGACCAAGCUAAAUGUGCUCGUCCGCCCCUCUGUCUAUGAGCUGUACAAUGUGACGGGUGUCAGUGGCAAGGAAAUUGCCAUCACCUGCCGCUCCAAGGGACGUCCCGCACCGGCCAUCACCUUCCGUCGUUGGGGCACCGAACAGCAGUACACGGCUGGCGUCCAAAUAGACGAUGAACGCAUCACCCUCGAGCAAUAUUUUGAUGAGGAACGUGGCGAGAGCACCGGCACCCUGCGAAUUGCACGCUCCCAGCGCACAGACGACGGCUUGUAUCAGUGCAUUGCCAGCAACAAGGGUGACACCGCCUACAAGACCGGACACAUUGCCGUUGAAUUCCCGCCAGAUUUUUCGCACAUGAAGGAAUUGCCGCCGGUAUUCAGCUGGGAACAGCGCAUGGCAAAUCUUAGCUGCUUGGCUAUGGGCAUACCGAAUGCGACCAUCGAAUGGCGCUGGAACGGACGCAACAUUAAGGAUCUGUAUGACACGAAUCUCAAGAUCGAAGGCACCGGACCACGCAGCGAUCUCAUUGUGCAUCCAGUGACCCGGCAAUAUUAUUCCGCCUACAAGUGCAUUGCCACCAAUAUCCAUGGCUCUGCCGAGCACGAUAUGCAGCUGAAGGAGGCGCGCGUACCGGACUUUGUAUCGGCAGCUGUGCCCCGCCAGCUGACGGCGACCACCAUCACCUUCGAUAUACGCGGCCCGGCCACAGAACUCGGCCUGCCCAUACUGGCGUUCAGUGUACAAUACAAGGAGGCACUCAAUCCGGACUGGUCGACGGCUCUCAAUCGCAGCUGGUCACCCGACUCGCCGUACAUUGUUGAGGGACUGCGUCCACAGACCAUGUACAGUUUCCGUUUUGCGGCACGCAACCAGGUCGGUCUUGGCAAUUGGGGUGUGAAUCAACAGCAAUCGACGCCGCGUCGUUCCGCGCCCGAGGAGCCCAAGCCAUUGCACAGCCCCGUACAGAACGAUAAGGAGGAACCGGUCGUCGUGUCACCCUAUUCGGAUCACUUUGAGCUUCGCUGGGGCGUGCCCGCUGACAAUGGUGAGCCCAUCGAUCGCUACCAGAUCAAGUACUGUCCGGGCGUUAAGAUGGCCGGCACCUGGCACGAGCUGGAGAAUCGCUGCAAUACGGUCGAGGUUGUGGAGACCACAUCGUAUCAGAUGUCCGAUCUGAGCGGCAAUACGUAUUAUCGCAUCGAGCUGAAGGCACACAAUGCCAUCGGCUAUUCAUCGCCGGCAUCUAUCAUUAUGAAAACGACCAGAGGCAUCGAUGUCAUCCAAGUGGCGGAACGUCAGGUUCUCUCCUCGGCGGCAAUUGUGGGCAUUGCCGUUGGCGGCGUGCUUCUUCUACUCUUCAUUGUGGAUCUUCUGUGUUGUGUGACCGUGCACAUGGGCGUCAUGGCAGCCAUGUGCCGCAAGGCCAAGCGUUCGCCUUCGGAGAUCGAUGACGAGGCCAAGCUGGGCAGUGGACAGCUGGUUAAGGAGCCACCACCAUCACCGUUACCACUGCCGCCGCCAGUUAAGCUCGGCGGCUCACCAGUGACAUCUCCAUUGGACGAAAAGGAGCCACUGCGCACACCCACCGGCAGCUUGAAACAAAACUCAACCAUCGAAUUCGACGGGCGCUUUGUGCAUUCGCGCAGCGGCGAAAUCAUUGGCAAAAAUUCGGCGGUGUAAGCGACGCGACCAAAACGAGCUGCAACAAAAACGACGUGCACAAAACUUGCAACAGAGAAAAGUAUUGAAAAGUCGCCCAACCCCCAAACCCUCACACUUUCGCAAAUAGUAUAGAAGGAGCCGCAGCACCAAACCACAAACAUGACUAACCCAAUUACCUGUCCACCCACAAAUGCCGAAUAAACGACACGAACAAGUUGCGAAUUACAGCAGCAAAACCAAAGCCAAAGCUGUGGGAACAGCGUUAAGAAUACUGUUUUUCAUUGGCAUAUGAGUUGGUGUUCAGUUCAAAUUUAAGUUCUAUACAAUCUUAACUAAAUGUCUUACUAUAUAUACGAUAUCUAAAGCAUACAUAAAUAAUAUUUUAAGCUCACUACAACACACACACACACAAAAUACACUCAUAUGUCCAUGUUGCUUCACUUUGUUUUUGCUGCCUUGCUUUUUUUUUGUAUUGAUUCUUCAGACUAUAUUAUUGACUAUAUAUGGCUGACUGGAUUCUCAACAAAAUAUUUAACAAUUUAGCUUAAGAUCAAAACAAAAUUAAAACUUAAAUUAAUGCCUUAAAAAAAUGAUGAACAAAAAUGAAUUAAUUAUUACAUUUAUUUAGCAUUUAAAUGAGAUGGGGCAAGGAGCAAGAGAAUGGGUUUAGAAUCAUACACAAAAUAUUAGUUUAACUAACUUAAACAUGCCAUAAAUAAGUUUUACAAUUAAGUUCAAGGAUUUUCACAAAGUUCUUUUCGAUAACCACGUUCACCCAUUAAUUUCGUAGUACUUAAACCACUUAAACAAAAGACUUUGCGGGCAUUUGUUUCUAAAAACACGAACAUGACAAACAAUUACUGAACCCAAUUUUAGUUAAGAAUUCAUUCACAUUCAAAUUUUGGUUUCCUAUUGGUAAAUUGAUAUACUUAAUGAACCGUACGAAUCACAUAGAUAUAUACAAAUAUAAAAUGUAUGUUAGUUAUAAACAAAAUGCUCAAUUUAAAUGCGAUGAUAUGAAAAGGCUAACAAGAAGUACAGUUACGACAGAGAAUGCAACUGCUUAGCGUUUUGCAAGCACCGUUGCUCUGCCAUGUAGCUUCAAACAAACGAUCAACUGCUUGGCAAGUACAGUUGCGACAAAAGUUGCACUGCUUGGCAAGUACAGUUGCGACAACAACUGCAACCGAUUUGCUUUUGAAAACUGCCAAAACAAAGAUGAGAAUAUGGAAAAAUGAUGAAAUAUUAGAAAGAAAAGAGAAUUUGCUGUUCAAUAUAAACAUAAUUAAGAUAUUUCAAUGAAUGUGUACUAAAUAGAAUGCAUAAUUCAAAGCGUAAAUGUUUAAUUAUGUGUGUGUGUUAAAUGCAAGUUUCAAUAAGCUGAAAUCAACUACGACAAUGCCAAACAAUUCGUAUUAAUUUUGUUUUAAUUACUCUCUAAUUCUCUUAAGUUCUAUUUUCAUGACAUUCUGUAAAGAACAUUUAAAAAUGAAAAGCCAGCAACAAAUGCAAAUUAUGAAAUUAUGUACUCAGUCUUAAUUAAUUACAAUUUUCAAGUUAUUUCCUCCACCCUUUUUAUUUAGAUUUUAUAUGUGUAUGUAAAAA